Clupea harengus (Atlantic herring) is the source of this 3841-nucleotide messenger RNA. It is a transcript of the gene mapk8ip1a, whose product is annotated as mitogen-activated protein kinase 8 interacting protein 1a. The record is from RefSeq and is a predicted model, not a curated record. Gene Ontology annotation, cellular component: cytoplasm. Gene Ontology annotation, biological process: regulation of JNK cascade; JNK cascade. Gene Ontology annotation, molecular function: JUN kinase binding; MAP kinase scaffold activity. Lineage: Eukaryota; Metazoa; Chordata; Actinopteri; Clupeiformes; Clupeidae.
AUGGUGCUCAGCCUGGCCAUGGAGUCCAACGAGGAUGGAGAGAGCUGGGUGGAGGAGCAGUGGGAGAAAUGGCUGACCCAUGACAUAAGUCUGGAGGAGUAUGAGGAUGACGACUUAUCUGAGGUCACGGAGAUCGGUGAUGAGCAUGGACCCAGCCCGACCUACUGCACCCUGGACCUCAACGGUCACAUGUCUGUGGCAGCCAAUGAGGGGACCAGGCUGGCAGAGAGGAGGCGGGGGGUGGUGGAGCUGCAGUCGGAGAUGCUCCACUUGGACCUGAUCGAUGCAGAGGAGGGUGGGAUACAGGAAGACGACGAGUGGCAGCAGGAGGAAGAGGAGCGGAGGACGACGAGGAAGGAGCCCGUCGAUGCGGCCCAGCAGCAGCCACGACAGCGGGAGGGGCAAGUGGGAGCCGCGCCGCCCGACGUCCGACAGCCUCUGCUGAGGGAGCAAGACCCCAUCGUCAUGGAUACGUAUCGGCCCAAAAGGCCCACCAGCCUCAACCUCUUCCCCCAGGUGCCUCGCACUCAGGACACAAUAAACAAUAACUCCUUUGGGGACAAGGACAGGAGGAAGGAGAAAGGGAGAGACAAAGUAACAGGAGAACAGGGUAGCGAUGGAGGCAAAGUGCAGCGGGGUGACAGGACUGGCUCCAAGCACGCCACCGGCCCCACCUCCACCUCCUCUCACAGGGCAGGCGGGGACACCAAGCCUAAGAAGAAGCCCUCUACCACUCAGCGCCCCAAGCCCAGUGCAGUAAAGUCCAAGGCUGCCACCAAAACCUCCACCGCCACCACCGCCACUGAGCCAGCCAUGAGGGAGACGGCCGGGGAGCCCGUCCGGGAGCAGGUGCAGAGCUGCCGUGCCUCGGUGGCCGCUGUGGAGGGCGGCGUGGAGAAGGUCCACUACAGCAAGGUGAACGGGAGCAGGGAGACGGUGUUCUACCCCACGCAGAACGGGGGCGUCUGCAGGGAACAGGAGCGCUACCCACGCUAUUUCGGCGGGGUGGUCGAAAUGAACUUUACCGACGUGGAUGACCAGCCAGAGGAAGAGGAGGAUGAGGAGGAAGUCGAGGUCAGGCUCAGGCGAAACGGCGACAGCAGCAGCAGCGGCAGGCCGUCCCUGUCACAGAGCAGCGACAGCAACCGCAUGUCCCUGGGCUCAGACAGCGAGGCCCCGCCGUGCCCACAGCACCACCACCACCCACACCACCACAACCACAAGCCCUCCAUCAGCGAGGAGGACGAGGAUGAUGACGGGGUCUACCCCCCGACGCCACCCCGCCGGACUGUCAGCCUCAGCGAAGCCGUGGGCAGGGAGUCGUCCUGGAGAACGAUAGCAGAGGUGGACGAGGAGGAAGAGGAGGACAUUGCAGGGGCUGCGGUGGCUGGGAAAGGAGUGGCAGCGGCGGCAGGAGCAGGAGCGUCAGCAGUGGAGGCGGAGGGGAAGCCUGCUGCUGCAGAGCCCACCGUCAGCAGCUCGGAUGCCAGCGGCCUCUCGUACGACUCGGUCAAGUACACGCUGGUGGUGGACGAGCAUGCGAAGCUGGAGCUGGUCAGCCUCAAGCAGUGCUACAAGGCCUACCAGGACAGCGACAGUGACGACAACACCGUCUACGAGUCGGCGCUGGAGGAAGAGGAGGAGGAGGAGGCGGGUGAAAAGAGGCCACACAGGAGAUUAAAGAGAGAGCAGUCUUCUGGCCUCUCGGUAGCCACCACCACGGAUUCCAGCUCGGACGCUCCACGCUCACGCAAGUUCCGCAACGUUUUUGCCAAUCGGCGUGCCUCUCGCUUAUCAGGUGCAGAGACUUUUGGUUUGUUCUCCUGUGUCAUUGCUGGGGAGGAACGUGAGCAGAGUCACAGAGCAGUGUUCAGGUUUGUCCCGCGUCAUGAGGACGAGUUGGAGCUGGAGGCGGAUGACCCUCUACUGUUGGAGGCCCAAGCCGAGGACCUCUGGUGCGAGGCGUACAACAUGCGCACCGGUGCCCGUGGCAUCUUCCCCGCAUUCUAUGCCGUCACGGUUACCAAGGAGACCACACACCCUAAAGAGGAGAAAGGUGACUGGGUGGAUACCUUCUGGGUGAAAUUCCUUGGCUCUGUUCCAGUCCCGUAUCAUAAAGGGAAUGAUGUUCUUUGUGCAGCUAUGCAUAAGAUUGCUACAAACAGAAGAUUGCAGAUGCACUACAGCCCUCCUUCAAUGUGCGUUGUGGAGAUCAACAUGAGGGGCGUGAAGAUCAUUGUUCAAGAUGACUGCCGGUCUUCUGAGAGAGGGGAUAAGUGCUGUCAUUUCUUUCAGCUGAAGAACAUUUCAUUUUGUGGAUGCCAUCCAAAAAACAACAAGUAUUUCGGGUUGAUUACCAAACACCCAGCCUAUCAGAAGUUUGCCUGUCACGUCUUCUUCUCAGAGGAUUCCACCACAGUCCUGGCUGAGUCGGUGGGGAAAGCAUUCCAGCAGUACUACAAAGAACACAUGGCAUACUCUUGUCCAACAGAAGAUAUCUUCCUCGAGUAACCUGCACUGCACCUCCUUAAUGUUUUGCAUCACGAUAGAUCAUUUAUAAAGUGUUGCAUGAUGGUCAGUAGAAGUCCAUUUAAUGGUUGUUUUUACUUUGGGGUCUGAUGUAGACAAAAAUAUAACUUCACAUCCAUACUAAGUGUCAUGACAUUGGCUUCCAUACUACUGGAAUUGCCAUUUGUAACCGAGUCUACCUACCUACUGGUUUUAGAUGGAAAGACCUGUGUCUUUUUAUUGCUAUAUUCUGAUGUCUGAAGUCUGAUGUUGAGGGAACUUGAGUGUCAGCGUGGUAUAAAUCAUGAUCAAGCAGGUUAUAAUGUGCAGUUCUUGUCUAUGAACUGAAAGCACAAUACCAUACAGAUUAUAAGGACCACCCUCAGAGCUUGAGCAGACUCCCAGGUGCCAGUUACUCCCGACCACCCACAGAUUUAAUUGAAUUGUAUCUCACAGCAUAUAGGUCUCUAUAACAGUGUAAAAAGACAUCGCCACACCCGUUUGUAAGGUAAAGCGUUUGUUGGCACAAGCAGUGUAACACAGCUCAAAGUAAACUGGGUUUGACCUACAGUGUCUCUCACUGAACGUUUACUGGCCAUUCCUUGUUUCAUUCCUGGGCUCAUGGCAGUUACCAUGGAGCUGCCGCUACAAAUGAGUGCUACUUCUGCCCUUUGCCUCACUGUUAAGAGUGACGCCUUAUUGGACUCCCUGAUUGCUUCUGUACUCUGAACUCUUGUGUAGCCUAUGAAUACCAAAUAUAUUGAAUUUAUUCAACUGCUCACAAACUAUUAUUACAGAAAUGUAAAGUUGUUCAUUGAAAAUGGUGAGGAGUGGAAGCUUGGACAAACUAAACCACUUGUUACAUUUCAGAUCAGAUACGGAUAUAACAAUGAAUACAUGGAAGCUUAAUACUAGUGUGUUUGGAGUCACAUGCUCAUCGGCUAUCUCUGGCAUAGUGUGUAUAUAAAUGUUUCAUCGGAAUCUUGACAGUACCUAUGGAAAUGACUGGAGUGCGGAGAGAUGUGUGAAUAUGUCUAAUGCUGAAUGUUCAGUUUUAAUGUGACCAUGUAUUUUUUCAGUGAAGCAGAAUUAUGAGCAAUUGCAGAUUAUAUGAAUUCUUUAAUACUUUCAAAAAUACCAAAAGUUAUCAGCCGUGUGUCUGUGGGUGGUAGAACUGAGGCCAUGCGUGUCUUCAUAUCAAUCAUGCAAAAUCACAGAUUGUGCCUAUUUUAUUUUAUUUUUGGUUAUGAUUAAACAUUGUAUAUUGUCUUUUUUAUUUUGAAUGAUUCUGUGAGCACUGUGGAAGUCCUAUUAAAUGCUAUUUGUAAAAGAA